This is a messenger RNA of Xyrauchen texanus (razorback sucker), 1296 nucleotides long. RefSeq names its product RING finger protein 215-like. The transcript is spliced from 10 exons. Lineage: Eukaryota; Metazoa; Chordata; Actinopteri; Cypriniformes; Catostomidae. Bases 119 to 787 code for a protein of 222 amino acids. The record is from RefSeq and is a predicted model, not a curated record.
UUGACGUCUGCUUGUUUACAUCCGAAGGAGUUGACAGAAUUGAGCCUGUCCUUUCAGUAUGGCUCAAACUUUCAGUCUAUGACUUACUAUGACUUAUGACAUCAACUGAGCAGGAGCCAUGAGCGCAUUAGCUGGUCUCUCUGUAAUGCUCUGGAUGUUGUUUUGCCCACUGGUGUUCAGUAAACAGAUGGCAUUUGUAGAGGUGUUUCUGGAAGACCAGCAGGAUGUUUUACAGGGUGAGUUGGUCCAGGGCAGUUUGGAGAACGACCCCACAGAAAACCACAGCAAAAAGAAACAUGACCUCGAGGGAGACUUCAAAUUAAUAAAAGAUGAAGCGUCUGAAACUAAUACUGAAAAAAGUAAUCAGAACCCCUGGAUUGGAGUGGUACCUGUCCAAAUGGAGGAAGGCACAGUUUCUAGUAACAGUAACCAGGAAUCCUUUGCUGCCUCUGUGGUUAAUAAGAUGAAGCGUGCCCUUUUUUUGGGUGCAUCUGCUUUGAUCAUACUGGCUAUAAACCAGAAUACUAUCCGAGAGAUGGACCUCUCUCAGGUCCUCUCUAAGCCAAUUAUUGUUAUUCAGACAUCAGAAAAUGUCACCAAGCUCAUUGGAGCACUCCUCAUGGGCCUUCAUGCAACUGCAAAAAUCACUUACAAAACUUGUCUAGAGGAAAGCCUGGGGGCCACCCUGACCCUUUGGUCCAGUUGUGGGCGAUCAAGAAGUGGGCUGUAUGGAGAGUGGCAGGGGGUCAUUUGCACCGGGGAGACCAACUCUCAGGUUCACAAAUAGCUCCAGCAGCUGUGGAACACUGUCGUUCUGGUGGCCCUCGUCCUCUUAACGGGGGUCAUGGUUCAAGCACGCUGGCAGUACCAGGACAACCAGUUUAAUGAUGAUUCAGAGUCACACCUCAAGCAGGACAUUUUAAAGAGAUUAUCAGCACUGAAAACCAGGACGUACCGGAAGCCUAAACUGAGGUGUGACCCAAUUCAGACACCGCCUGUAGAGACGGACAAUUGUGCAGUUUGUCUGGAGCAGUACAACAACAACCAGUGUUUGAGGGUGUUGCCAUGCCUCCAUGAGUUCCAUAGAGAUUGUGUUGAUCCCUGGCUACUCCUGCAGCAAACCUGUCCUCUCUGCAAACGCAGUGUGUUUGGUAAUUUUUAUUGAGCUGCACCUGGAUGGAUUCUGGACUAGGGAUUAGUGAAAUUAAGUGGUUCAGAUGUUCGUGGCAACUAAACACCUCCUUUGUACUGUAAGGUCAGGAUGCCUCCAUAGUAAUGAUCUUUGACCACUCUGAA